Messenger RNA from Symbiodinium natans, 3933 nucleotides. The record is from the annotation of a GenBank genome assembly. NCBI's taxonomy places the organism in Eukaryota, Dinophyceae, Suessiales, Symbiodiniaceae.
AUGGUUUCUGAGCCCGUGGAAGCAUCGAACUGCCCGCCACACUGUGGAGGGGAGCGAUGCUCCAAAGAAUGUCAGCCUCCAGGUGGCUGCAAGAUGGACUGCUCUGCCGAAGGUGAGACAGAGAAGCCCCAGAUUGCUUUGCCUCCCGAGGCUGAUGCGAAGAAGGCAGAAGGAAAUACUGCUUUCCAGGCCAAGCAAUUCGAGGAUGCGGCACGCCUAUAUGCGGAGGCUAUCGCCAUAGCUGAGGCUGCCGGUGCUGAUGUCCCUGGUGUCUACUACUCGAAUCGGGCAGUUUGCCUGGCAUCUCUUCAAGACUGGGAAGGCACCAGGGCCGAUGCUGCAAAGGCGCUGGCGCGAGCGCCUGAUCUGUCUGCAGCUGCCAUGAAGAAGGCUCUUUUCCAGAAAGCUCGGGCAGAGGUCCGGCUGCAGCUUCGAGGCGAAUGCGAGGCGACCCUUUGCCUCGCAGACAAGCUUGGAGUACGUGGUGAGGUAGAACGCCUUCUGGCAAGUGCGGUGCCAACAGAGCCCACGCCCGCACCGCGCGCAGCGCCUGCGGCGUCUGCGGCGCCCGCAGCGUCUGCGGCGCCCGCAGCUGCUGCGGCGCCCGCAGCUCCUGCGCCGUCUGCGGCAUCCGCGGCGCCGAAGGAGGUGCAGGAGGCUGCCGCUCCAGUUGCGGAGGCCCUGCGAGCGAAGGAGGCCGGGACGGCACAGUACAAGGAAGGAAACUACCGUGGAGCCUUGACAGAGUACCGCAGGGCUCUGGACCUGGCUGGUGAAGAUGUGGGACUGCGGGCGCAGUUGUUGGGCAACGUGGCAGCGGCGUGCCUGAUGCUCAAGCGAUCCGCCGACUGUGCUGAAGCCUGCACUGAGUGCCUUGCACUCGACCCCUCCAAUGCGAAGGUUCGCGCUCGACUAGCUUCCGCACAGGUGGCCAGUGGCAGCUUCGACGCUGCCCGAUCCACACUGGGCGAUGUGGGGGACGAUGCAGUGCUGGUUAACGCGCUGAAGCAAGUAGGUAGUGCGCAGUCAACUCUCGCGGAGGCGGACCAGGCGCUUGCAAGUGGCGAACCUGCGAAGGCUCUCAACAUGUAUGCCAACUUGGAGUCAACGGUUCUUUUCGAUUUUCCACCGCUGACCCUGAAGAUGGCACACUGCUACUUGGAGCUCAAGCAAUAUCCGCGUGUUUUGAACACCACGCAGCAAAUCCUGCGCACCAAUCCGCGAAACACGAAUGCCUUAGUCCUCCGGACCCAGGCAGGACUUGUUGGAGUCGGUAUCGGUUUCAAUGGUGUGCAUGUGCUGUGCAAGGCACGGAUGCGCUUCAACAUGAAGCAGCCCCUGCUCUUCAACAGCGAAGAAAGCCAGUCAUCUGUCCGAUGUAAGCGCACCGUCUCCCUCAUCGAUCCAAGCAGUGCGAGCGCGGCACACCAAAAGUGCAAGAAAUGCGGCAAGCCGCAGUUCGCAAGUCUGCUGUUUCUCGGCCUUUGUGACGACUGUACGAAGUCGACUCCGCAGCAGUGUGCAUGUUGCGAAGCAAAGUUGCGUGGGCAGAAGUAUGGUGGAUCCGGCCUAUGUGACAAGUGUUACAACAGAUUGCCGCAGUGCAAAGGAUGUGCCAGGAGAUUGAAGAUGACUGAGAUGAAAUUCAAGACCGGCCUCUGCGAUGACUGCUGGGCUAGUUGCAAGAGAGCGUGCUUGAUGUGCGGCGGGACGAUCUCUCUCGGCGAGACUGGCUGGAAGACCGCCAUGUGCAAAGACUGCUCAAGCGGCCAGGAGGUCCACUGCAAAAAGUGUAGCAAGACGAUCUCGCUUGAGGAGAUUGGCUGGCGCACAGGAGUUUGCAACGAAUGCUAUGACAACAUCGGCGGAUGCCGUGCUGCUGUUUCUAGGAAGCGUCCCCACAUCCGUUUGUGCGAUGCCUGCUAUGCGAAGUACAAUACAACUUGUGUUCGCUGCAACGAGAACAUUCCGGAUGAUGAGCUGAGAUACACUUCAGGCCUGUGCGACUUCUGCUACAAGGAUUGUGACAAGAAGUGCACUUGUUGCAAGAAGAAGAUUCCCUUGAAGCAGCUGCGCUGGGGAUCCGGACUCUGUGAUGCCUGCUAUAACAAGCCCGGCAUGGAGUGCCGGAUGUGCAAAAGAGCCAUUAGCACUGAACAGACCCACUUCCAUGGCGUGAGACUUUGCGAAGGAUGCUUCGAAUCUUUGACAGACGGCGAGAGCACUUGCAGCAAGUGUGGCGAGCGGAAGAUCUCGGUGGGAGAUCCCUACUGGGCAGCGGGGAUGUGCCAAUCCUGCUGGGAAGCGCCGUCGCCAGAAGAGAUGUCAAGGGUGAUGGGGGGCAAGGCAAGACGAUCGAGGGCAAACUCCUUUGACCAGCUUCCCAUCUACUAUCGCGCGAGGGCGAGAGCAGGUCGCAGCAUGACGUUCUACAGCGCCAAGUCCAUGUCGCUGCUAAGUGACGCAGAGCGAGCUGCGGACCUGCGGGCAAUCCGACAGGCCCAGGCACCCUGCCAGCUUUGGCUGCUCUUCUUCUCCCUUGGGGUGAGCGGCUGGUGGGCCUCCAAUGCGAUCUUCGCAUCGUUGCCCCUGUUUGUCGACAAGCUGGCUGAAGGGCCUGGAACUGCAAGCAUCGUGAAUGCUAGCACGCAAGUGGGUGCCGUCUUUUCCAUCAUCUACCAUGUCAUCGCCUACAACCACGACUUGGACCUGAAGGCCAGCGUCUCCGCGAGCAUUGAGAAGAUGAGCGAGCAGCGCCGGCUCUUCAAGCAGGACCAGCAGCGAAAGAAGGCGGCAGCGAACGCCGCAGCUGCAAUUCACAUGGGCCAAGUUGCAGCGGUGAUGGCGCUGGCAGCUUUCGUGCUCCUGUGGCUGUGCCACAAGUGCACGGCUGAGCUCGUUUUGCUCUCGGCCGCUGCAGGUGCUGUGGGCAAUGUCGGCGAUCUGACUGCGUGGCCAAUAGCACUUCAGCAUCCCAGCCGAUAUGCAGCCGCGAUUCAAAUCGGCGGUUCCUUCAGCGGAGUGCUGCCCAACUUGAUUGAGGCGACUAUCGGCAGGUUUGGAAUCAUGCUCUAUUUCAGCAUCAUCUUGAUCUUGCAGAUGGGACUGUGGGUCAUCAUCAGUGCCAAAGAUGUGGCCGGCGUGUUUUCAUGCAGAUCGUUUUUCUUUGCAGAGAAGGCCAAAUGCAACUGCGCGGGUUGCGAUGGCUGUACCUUGUUUUCCGCUGGCCAAAGUGUCAGCGGUGGGGUAAACGGUGUGACGCACCGACAAGUCAAAGAUCUGAAGCCGGUCGAGGAGUUGGCGUGCGCUACGUCAACGUCUUCAAUGGGCGAACUCGCCCAGAGGUCUGCAGAACACGUCUGCUAUUCCCUCAGAGGAUUUUACAAUGCGCUUCAGGGCGACCAAGAUGCAUAUGCAGACGGUCGCAGCAUUGUUGCCUUCUACACCGGCGGCUCCUUCGUGGCGAGGGCAAUGUGCUACAGCAUUCCCUCUUUGCUGCCGUUCAUUGCCAAUCCAUUUGGGCUUCAGAAGCAGCAGCUAUACGAGAGCAUGAACACGAUGUACAAUCUCGGGAACGUGAUUGGUCGUCUGCUGUGCCAGUGGUACAAGCCACACAGUUUCGGGCUAGUUUGCAGCUUUGUUUUGGUCUUCGUGACCUUUGUUUCUCUGGUGCUGUGUUCAGUGUUUCCUCACCGUGUGGUGAGCAUGGUACCAGCAGUGGUGGCCAUGUGGGUCCUUCCGAUCACAGUGGGGAUCUUCAACUUCUCUGUUGGUCUCAUGUCCACUGGCUUGUUUGUCGCGGCACACGAAGACGCACAAAGCAAGAAGUGCCCAGACACGAUCCAAGCGACCAUGGGCUUCUAUGGCCAGAUCGGCUGCGUCAGUGGCAACAUUCUGAUCUUCCUGAUCAUCAACGUUUUCCAUUUGCUGUAG